UUCUCAUCUGAACCGCAAAGGUCAAAGUUUAUCAAAUGCCAAUUUUAAUAAGAGACUCGGCGCGUAAUCUCCAAUAUUCAUUCUUCAUUUGGUGUCCCACUUGAUGUAAACCAGGACAAGAUAUUUCUUAACAUAAUUUAAGCGAAGAAUUUAAAAAUACAAUAAUUUUGAGACGCAAACCGUGGAAAAUGAGGAAAUGGAUUUUGCUUCUCGCAAUUUGCUGCAGUUUUUCUGCUUUUGCCCGUUCCAAGAAAAUUACCUUGAAUGAAUGCUGGAAUUACGGAAAAAACGCAUCCAUUCCUCCAGGCCGAUCCCCAGUUUUCAGAUUUGGAGAUACAGAAAAUCUGAGUUUUGAGGACUGCGGGCGACUGAGCAACCCACGCGAUUCCAACAAGUUCCCUCCGUGGCGUGUUUACCUCAGAAUCGAGGGCAAAAGUUACGUUUACAAUGCUGAUCUUAUCUCGGACCAAACGCUGAUCAUUCCAUCAACCGAAUCGACGCAAUUGUUAUAUGAAUUCGAGGAAGGAAAGAAUAUUCAAAUAUUAGCCGGAGAUUGUACCAACAAAAAUGACCAGGAAAAGUGCUUCGCGGGACGAGGUCUUAUCAGCCAAAAGUUGCUGGACUUCAAGGUAGUGCAAUUCAACUACGGAAUGUCAAUAUUCCAAAUUCACGUUUGGCGGACCGAAAAAUUGAAACUGGCGCCGAGCCUGAGGCCCGUGUGCUUGUGGAAUCGAGACAAGAGCAUUGACGCCGAGCAAACCUUCUACUUGGACUCUUAUUACGACGUCAACGGGAUGACAAAAGCAAGUGUUCUACCUGAGGCGACGUGCUACACUGACAGCGGGAGAAACAUUUCCGAAUGGGAAUGCAACCUUUACGGCAACGCAAUCUGCACACAACCUUCCUCUUCAACAAUGCUGUACGUGGAACGCAACAAUCGAUUCUACGUGCGCGCCUCGGUGCCUUUCACGUAUGGAACGCGAACCCAACUUUGGCACGACAUUCUUCCUUUCACCAAUCAGAUCGUCCUGGCGUCCCAAGACCUCGCCGUGUUUCCGCAGAUUCCCGAACCGAAGCCGAAAAUAGAUUUCGGGUCAGGGCAGAGUUUUGCCGGAUGCGGACCAAAGUCAAAACAACAACCUUGGCUCGCUCGUCUGUCACGAAAAGAUCAUUCUUGCGAAGCGACGCUAAUUUCCAGCAAGGUUCUCGUCACAGCGGCGAACUGUCUUUUUAAUUCCAACGGAGAUAAAAUUGAGGCUGUCGACUUGAUCAUUGAACUUGGCCCGAACAAAGAGAAUCAUUCGGUUUCGUCUGUGGUGGUGCAUCCCGGCUACAACCACAGCACGGGUGGUGUCAAGGACGACGUCGCCCUUGUCAUUUUGAAAGAGGAAGUCGCUUUGGCGCCGAUUUGCCUGUGGAACUCGGACUACGACCUCAAGGAAAUCGCCGGAAGGACGGGCUCGGUUGGCAAGAGUGAGGGUUUGAAGGUGGUUUCCUACGCCGAGUGCUACGAAAGCAACAGGCACUUCUUUUCGCGCAACCUGCGACCCCUGGAAAACUUCUGCGCUGCUUUUCCUCAAAAUCGAAGCGGCGCGUGCGAGGGAGAAAACAGGGGCGGAUUCGUGGUUGAGAAUCAAGACCGAUUCUUCUUGCGUGGCGUCGCGACUGGACAGAAUUGCGACCCCAAACUCUUCACCGACCUGACCUACUUUGUCAAGUGGAUCGUCGAAAACACGCCGGACAUCGUUGUGUAGAAUUUUUGCCAUGCAAAAGAAAAUAAAAAGCUUUAGUCUUGGGUUAGCGUUUCAGAAGGAAAACGUUCACAUUUACAAAAAAAAACCUAUUUCGGCGAUCAAAAUAAUGACAUAUCCAAAUCAAUUGAAUUUGUUAAAAUCUUCAUAGAAAUUCAACUCUAGAAAAUUUGCAGCAUUUUUUAUUCAAAAAAUUCUUUGAAAACUUUUGAUAGUGAUGCAAAUUUUAGAUAAAAAAUAGUGAAAUUGCUCAGCUAAUGGAAUAUUUCACUAAAUUUAAGUUGUUUGAUGGGUUUUACAACUUUUAUUUUAGCCCAUAUAAAACACACCUAGGCAUUUCUCAUUUUGAACGUAUGCAACUGACGGCGCAGGUGAGUCACGCGGUUUGCCUACUUUUGAACCUCGUUCUUGCAUAAUUUUUUAAGGAUAAUAAUAAUCAGCCCGAUUGACAAUUAAAAUCUGUUGAUGAUUUCACGCUCGUCAUCCCUCGUAGUACCGAUUGCUCUUUGAAUUUGGACUUUUUCUUCUCAAAGAAAAGUGAAGAAAGGGUUUAAAACAAUCAAUUCUAAAGAAGCAAGGGGCAAAAAAAGCUAAUAAAAUUCAUAAACUAAUACAACAUUUUCCAAGUUUGAUUGAAUUUUAAUUUUCCACCUGACCAUUUUGAAAAAAUUCGCUUACGCAUUGAAAUUAUAGAGAGCAGGAAAGAACAGGAAACGUGAUGGAAUUUCAAGGAUGAGGAAGGUCUCAUGCCGGCAUUCAACAUUGUCCAUCAACAAACAUCUUUUUACAACAAAAACUAUUUUCUAAAUUUAUAUAGAAAAUGGCGAUGCGUAUACUAAAGGACGCCACAAUUAAUAAUUUGCCAUGCUCUAUAAAAUAAGAAUUCUGGUUUUUUGU
Messenger RNA from Neocloeon triangulifer, 2648 nucleotides. RefSeq lists its product as uncharacterized. The record is from RefSeq and is a predicted model, not a curated record. Lineage: Eukaryota; Metazoa; Arthropoda; Insecta; Ephemeroptera; Baetidae. Gene Ontology annotation, molecular function: serine-type endopeptidase activity. The transcript has 13 exons. Bases 189 to 1754 code for a protein of 521 amino acids. Gene Ontology annotation, biological process: proteolysis.